AUGGCUAAGACUUGUUCAAUCCCAGCAUAUUUCAUUGUUUUUUUCAUCAUAAGCCCAUUAAUAUCAAUCGUGGGAAAGCUAAGCCCAUGGACCAAUCCACUCCCUCCUGAAAUUUUUUCUCUAGACAUUGCCAAUAAGCUUCGCGUAGAUCUUGACGCUAUUAAAACAGCCUCCACUGACUUUGGCAAUCUGGUUCAUGUAACUCCAGCUGCUGUUCUUCGUCCUUCCUCCAUUAACGACAUAGUUGACCUCAUAAAAUUCUCUCACAGCCAUUCAGUCCCUUUCGGUGUAGCCGCUAGAGGUCAUGGCCAUUCAUCUAGAGGUCAAGCCAUGGCUGAUAAUGGGGUGGUGGUGGAUAUGAGUUCUUUGAAUAAUAAUGGUGGUUGUGAUGGAAUUAGGGUUUCUUGGAGCCCUGCAUUAGGGUUUUAUGCAGAUGUUGGAGGAGAGAAGCUUUGGAUCGAUGUGUUGAGUGAUACACUUGAGCAUGGACUUGCACCAGUAUCAUGGACGGAUUAUCUGUACCUCAGUGUUGGAGGAACUCUCUCUAAUGCUGGGAUUAGUGGCCAGUCAUUUCGUUAUGGUCCUCAGAUCAGCAAUGUACAUGAAAUGGAUAUUAUUACUGGGGAAUAUAAUGUUGACAUUCACAGGUUCUGGUUGGUGACGUCUCUCUCCCACUUGGGAGAUCUUCUUGGAACGGGGGAGCUUGUGACUUGUUCCAAACAGUGGAACUCUGAGUUGUUUUUUGCAGUUCUAGGAGGACUUGGUCAGUUUGGAAUCAUAACUAGAGCAAGAAUUGUGCUGGAUAAGGCACCAAACAGAGUGAAAUGGGUCAGAUUGCUUUACAGUGAUUUCUCUACCUUCACGAGAGACCAAGAAAAGCUGAUCUCAACAACUGCACUGGAGUAUUUGGAAGGUUCUCUUAUAAUGCAGCAGAGUCCUCCAAAUAACUGGAGAUCUUCUUUUUUCUCAUUGUCUGAUCAAUCAAGAAUUGCUUCUCUACUGUCGCAACAUGGCAUCAUCUACUGUUUAGAAGUAGUCAAGUACUAUGAGCAUCUCAGCAUCGACACUGUGGACGAGGAACUUCAAGUGUUGCUCCAAGGGUUGAACUUUCUUCCUGGUUUGAUGUUCAAGAAAGAUGUCCCCUUUGUAGAUUUUCUCAACAGAGUUCGAAGUGGAGAAUUGAAGCUUCAAUCAAAAGGACUAUGGGAUGUUCCUCAUCCAUGGCUAAAUCUCUUAGUACCAAAAUCUCAUAUUAUGGAUUUCAAUGAGGCUGUUUUUGUCAACAUAAUCCACAGGCAAAACAAGACCACUGGACCCAUCCUUGUCUACCCAACUACCGGAAAAAAGUGGGAUGAUAGGAUGUCUGCAGUUAUACCAGAUGAGGAUACAUUCUACUGCGUAGGGUUCUUGCGCUCAACUGGGUUCAAUGACUGGGAGGUCUUGGAUGAUCAGAACAAAGAAAUAUUACAAGUUUGUGAGAAAUCUGGCAUUAAGAUGAAGCAGUAUCUUCCACACUACAAAACCAAGGAAGGCUGGAUGAACCAUUUUGGCUCGAAAUGGAACACAUUUCAAGAUAGGAAAUCUCAGUUUGAUCCCAAAAUGAUAUUGUCUCCUGGGCAAGGAAUUUUCAAUUCUGUUUAG
Molecule: messenger RNA, 1641 nt
Organism: Ilex paraguariensis (yerba mate)
Lineage: Eukaryota; Viridiplantae; Streptophyta; Magnoliopsida; Aquifoliales; Aquifoliaceae
Source: the annotation of a GenBank genome assembly